UAGCACCAGCACGUUUAAAAAACAAAAAAAAGAAUCAGUUCCUCUUCUUAAUACCUAAAUUAAAUUCGAUUUUUGAGACAAAAGCUCGACAAGUCGUCGGCGGCGGUGUAAAAAUCAGUCGGAGCUAUGGCGAUGCAUGCCGGAGUUGGCUUAUCCAGGAUCUUUCUCUUAGCCGGAGCAGGUUAUACCGGUACGAUCAUGAUGAAGAACGGCAAAUUGUCAGAUUUGUUGGGUGAAUUGCAGGGUCUGGUGAAGGGAAUGGAGAAAUCUGGAGAAGGAUCUGAAGGAGAUUCUGAUGUUUCUGAUGCUAUAGCUGCCCAGGUUCGCCGGUUGGCUAUGGAGGUUCGACAGCUAGCUUCGCAGCAGCACAUAACGGUCAUGAAUGGGGUUUCUGGUGCAAACCUACAAGCUCUUGCUGUUCCUGCUGCGGCAUUGGGAGCUCUCGGAUAUAGUUAUAUGUGGUGGAAGGGACUCUCAUUCACUGACCUUAUGUAUGUGACAAAAGCCAACAUGGCUGCUGCUGUGGCUAACUUGACAAAGAAUCUGGAGCAAGUUUCUGAGACCCUUGCGGCUGCGAAAAGGCAUCUAACACAAAGGAUUCAGAAUGUGGAUGAUAAGGUAGAAAAGCAGAUUGAUCUCUCCAAGGAAAUCAAUAGCCAGGUCAUUGCUGCUCGUGAGAAUAUCAACUCACUUGAGAUGGAUUUGGAAUCAUUACAUAAUUUGAUUACUGGACUGGAUGGGAAGUUGGACACGCUAGAAUACAAGCAGGAUGUCACAAAUGUUUUCAUGCUACACUUGUAUAACUAUUUUGGAGGCAAGAGCACAAAACUGCCUGAAAUGGAACAGCUUCAGCUUCCUGUAAACCAGAGGGCUCGUAAUUUGCUUGCAGAUGUUGAAACCAAGGGUCUGAAAAACUUGACUGACGAGCUGUUUGAAAGCAAUGGCACACAGGUGACAACCACAGUGAAACAAAUCAGUUUGAGUAAGGUCAAUGUGAAGUCGAGGCCAUUGUUAUCAAGGGCUGCUUCAGCUAGGUGUUGAUAUGGAAGUUUUCCUGAUGGCGGUUUGGCUUGCGGGAUGUAUAUAACAAAACUCUUACUUAUACAAAUGGUCUCGUGAGCCGUACAAAGCUCUCUUAUAUUUAUUCGUUGGCUUGGCUAUUCCCCCCCCCCUCCCCCCCCCAAAACUUGGAUCUUAUGAUAUUUUGGUUUGCACUUUGGAGGUUUUUCCUUGAACUCGAGUUUGUUUAUUGACAUGGACAUGUGAUGUGUCCACUUUUGAACUUUGGAGCAAUUUUAAAAUAAAGUUGAUGUGGGGGUUAUAUUAUAUA
Messenger RNA from Arabidopsis lyrata subsp. lyrata, 1330 nucleotides. RefSeq lists its product as uncharacterized. The coding region runs from base 127 to 1041 and encodes 304 amino acids. The transcript is spliced from 13 exons. NCBI's taxonomy places the organism in Eukaryota, Viridiplantae, Streptophyta, Magnoliopsida, Brassicales, Brassicaceae. The record is from RefSeq and is a predicted model, not a curated record.